This is a messenger RNA of Xiphophorus maculatus (southern platyfish), 3095 nucleotides long. RefSeq names its product 3-hydroxy-3-methylglutaryl-CoA reductase (gene hmgcr). Lineage: Eukaryota; Metazoa; Chordata; Actinopteri; Cyprinodontiformes; Poeciliidae. Gene Ontology annotation, molecular function: hydroxymethylglutaryl-CoA reductase (NADPH) activity; NADP binding; protein binding. The record is from RefSeq and is a predicted model, not a curated record. The coding region runs from base 121 to 2775 and encodes 884 amino acids. The transcript is spliced from 20 exons. Gene Ontology annotation, biological process: isoprenoid biosynthetic process; sterol biosynthetic process; coenzyme A metabolic process. Gene Ontology annotation, cellular component: endoplasmic reticulum membrane; peroxisomal membrane.
UAGUAGCGUAUCAUCGUUCCAUCGUUGUUGACUCCUAGUCCGAAAGCUGCUGAAGCUCUGCUGUACAGGCUCAGCGGGUGAGAGCAGUCCACCGCAGCAGGACCUAAGCUUUGUUGCACCAUGCUAAGUCCUCUGUUUCGCGCCCAUGGCCUCCUGGUGGCCUCACACCCAUGGGAGGUGAUUGUUGGCACAAUCACCCUCACCAUCUGCAUGUUGUCCAUGAACAUGUUCACCGGCAACGAUCAGAUCUGUGGCUGGAAUCUGGACUGCCCCAAAACAGAAGAGGAAAUUCUAAGCAGUGACAUCAUCAUCCUGACCAUCACUCGUUGUAUAGCCAUUGUCUACAUAUAUUUUCAGUUCCAGAGCUUAAGACAACUGGGGUCCAAAUACAUUCUAGGAAUUGCUGGUCUUUUUACCAUUUUCUCCAGCUUCGUGUUCAGCACAGUUGUUAUUCACUUUUUUGAUAAGGAGCUCACUGGCCUCAACGAGGCGCUGCCCUUCUUCUUGCUUCUCAUUGACCUUUCCAAGGCCUGCACCCUUGCCAAGUUUGCCUUAAGCUCCAAUUCUCAGGAUGAAGUGAGGGAAAACAUUGGAACUGGAAUGGCUGUACUCGGACCUACCUUCACUCUAGAUGCUCUGGUGGAGUGCUUACUCAUUGGAGUAGGAACCAUGUCAGGUGUGAAACAGUUGGAAAUCAUGUGUGGCUUUGGAUGCAUGUCUGUUUUAGCCAACUAUUUUGUGUUUAUGACUUUCUUCCCUGCCUGUGUCUCACUGGUCCUUGAGUUGUCACGUGAGAGUCAGGAAGGUCACCCGAUCUGGCAGCUAAGUGACUUCUCCAGAGUGAUGGAGGAGGAGGACAACAAACCCAAUCCUGUAACCCAGAGAGUCAAAAUGAUCAUGUCUCUUGGACUGGUGAUGGUUCAUGCCCACAGCCGAUGGAUUUCCAAACCAUUGUCCUCAAAUACAACAGGGAGUAAUGCACAACUUGGCAUGGAGCUGGAUCAGUUAUCUCCUAGAAAAAUCGAGCCAGAAAUGCCACUGUGGCACUUCUACCUCAGCAGAAUGAUAACCAUGGACAUAGAGCAAGUGAUCUGUCUGGCCUUAGCUCUGCUGCUGGCUGUCAAGUACAUCUUCUUUGAGCAAGUGGAGAUGGAGUCUACACUGUCUCUUAGGAACCCCAUCACCAUGGCUGCGCCCAGCCCAAACCAGCAAUACAACAAGACCUGCUGCAUGAGGGAGCCUUCUGCACCCAGAUUUGCAGCACCUGCAGCCCCCUGCAGGGAGGAGAGAGAUGAAGUUAUUCGGCCAUUUCCUGCCCCCACCACUGACUGUCAGUCAAAGAGCUUGUUUGUCAUUGGGGAAGAUGAUGGGGAGAUGAAGUAUGACAACACUGAGCCCAGUCUGCUGCAGAAUCCCAGAGGACUUGAUGAAUGUGUGUCUAUCUUUAACAACCCUGAGCAAGGGCCAUAUCAUUUAAGUGAUGCCGAGGUGAUGCUGCUGGUGACCUCCAAACACAUCGCAGCAUACAAACUGGAGACUUUGAUGGAGAAACCAGAGAGAGGAGUGGCGAUACGAAGACAGAUGAUCUCUGCCAAGCUUUCUUGUCCUUCUGCACUCUCCUCGCUUCCAUACAUGAACUACGACUACUCCAAGGUUAUGGGUACCUGCUGUGAGAAUGUGAUUGGUUACAUCCCAGUACCGGUUGGAGUUGCAGGACCACUACAUCUGGAUGGAAAACAGUUCCAGGUUCCCAUGGCAACUACAGAAGGUUGCUUAGUUGCAAGCACUAACCGAGGCUGUCGUGCAAUUGCUCUGUCUGGAGGAGCCAGCAGCUGCAUCCUGUCUGAUGGCAUGACUCGUGGUCCUGUGGUCAGACUCCCAUCUGCCUGCAAGGCUGCUGAGGUCAAGGCCUGGCUGGAGAGUCCAGAUGGCUUUCAGGACAUCACAGAGGCAUUUGACAACAGCAGCAGAUUUGCUAGGCUACAAAAAUUGCUGGUUGGUCUGGCUGGGAGAAAUCUUUACAUACGCUUCCAGUGCAGGACAGGAGAUGCUAUGGGAAUGAAUAUGAUCUCUAAGGGCACAGAAAAGGCUCUGAGCAGGCUGCAGCAGCACUUCCCUGAGCUGCAGGUAGUGGCAGUCAGUGGGAACUACUGUACAGACAAGAAACCUGCUGCUAUCAACUGGAUCGAAGGCAGGGGCAAGUCUGCUGUCUGUGAAGCUACCAUCUCUGCAAAGGUGGUCCAAGAGGUUUUGAAGACUACAACUGAGGCACUGGUAGAAGUUAACAUCAGUAAGAACCUGGUUGGCUCAGCCAUGGCAGGUAGCAUUGGUGGAUUUAAUGCACAUGCUGCCAACUUGGUGGCUGCCAUCUACAUAGCCUGUGGGCAGGAUCCGGCCCAGUCAGUGAGCAGCAGUAACUGCAUUACCCUCAUGGAGCCAUCAGGACCAACAGGGAAGGACCUGUACAUCAGCUGCACUAUGCCCUCUAUAGAGGUGGGCACUGUGGGAGGAGGCACCAACCUGCCCCCUCAACAAGCCUGCCUCAAGAUGCUGGGAGUCCAGGGUGCCAGUCAGCAGUACCCAGGGGAGAAUGCCUGCCAGCUGGCCAGGAUUGUAUGUGCCACUGUGCUGGCUGGAGAGCUCUCACUGCUGAGUGCUCUGGCUGCUGGGCACCUUGUCAAGAGUCACAUGACUCAUAACAGAUCUAAGGUGGACUUACAUGGGACUCAGGGAACAUGCAGCAGGAGAGGCUCAAUGCAGACUGACAGAAGUUAGGUCGUGUUCAAGAAACUGGAUGGAAGCCAUAAAGAUUAAGCCAGUUUGAACGGAUUAAUCAUUUAUCAAUGAAGAAAAGACCUCACCUGUCUUCCACAGCUCUUUAUACAAGGUCAUAUUUUGAUCAACUAUUGUUCAGUACAUAAAAAAAAUCUUAAGCAACUCAGUUUUUCUUACUGUAUCUACUUGUAUUUGGUGAUUUUGUCAUCAAGCAUUUUGCCAAACUAAUCACAAACUGAGAUGUACAAAGGUAAGACUUAAGCUCAAUAAAUGUUUCUUGCUGGGUAGUCAUACUCACCAGCAAAGUUGCUUUUUACACA